This is a messenger RNA of Eucalyptus grandis, 1865 nucleotides long. RefSeq names its product chaperone protein dnaJ 16. The coding region runs from base 324 to 1550 and encodes 408 amino acids. The transcript has 12 exons. Lineage: Eukaryota; Viridiplantae; Streptophyta; Magnoliopsida; Myrtales; Myrtaceae. The record is from RefSeq and is a predicted model, not a curated record.
AACAGACAAUUUUCACACCUAAUUUCCCCUCCAAAUUCUCGCUCCCCUCUGUCUCUUUCUCUCUCUCUCCUGCGAGCUCUUGCUGGGAGAGAUCUUCUCGCUGUUCCGCUCUCUUUCUCUCUCUAUCUCUACCUCCGUCCCCUCCGCCGCCGCGGUUUCCCCCGUUCCGUCCGCCGUCCCGCCCGGAGCGGCGGCGCGCUCCUUCGCGACCGGGGAGGAGGGGGGGGGGGGAGACUGGGAAUGGGGGCGACCGGCGGAUGCCGCGCCGAUUCUGGACCCGCCGGAGCGAUUUCUAGGGUUUACCGGAGGCCGCCCCGCUAGAAAUGCCUGCUCACAAGUCGAAGUCGGAGAAGCGCGAUGCGGCGCGGCAGAUCCGGCGGGACCCGUACGAGGUCCUCGGCGUCGCCAGGAACUCCACGGAUCAGGAAAUCAAGAGCGCGUACCGCAGGAUGGCUCUCAAGUAUCAUCCUGACAAGAAUGCAAAUGAUCCUGAAGCUGCUGAUAUGUUUAAAGAGGUUACAUUUUCGUAUAACAUCCUGUCUGAUCCUGACAAAAGGCGCCAAUAUGACACUGCUGGUUUUGAGGCUGUUGAAUCAGAAAGUCAAGAGCUAGAAUUAGAUCUUUCGAGCUUGGGAGCUGUGAAUACCAUGUUUGCUGCCUUGUUCAGUAAACUUGGUGUACCAAUUAAGACAACUGUAUCUGCAACUGUUCUGGAGGAAGCUCUCAAUGGCCUGGUCCCCAUUCGUCCACUAAUACUUGGGACGCCUAUUUCUAAGAAAGUUGAGAAGCAAUGUGCUCACUUCUAUUCUGUCACAAUAACAGAGGAGGAAGCUCGAUCUGGAUUUGUAUGCCGAGUGCAAUCAUCCGACAAAAGCAAAUUCAAGUUGUUGUACUUUGAUCGGGUAGAUAAUGGUGGAUUGAGCCUCGCUCUACAGGAGGAUGGUGCAAAAACCGGGAAAACUACAUCUGCUGGAAUGUUUUUUCUUGGCUUUCCUGUUUAUCGGUUGGAUCAGACAGUCAAUUCGAUGACUGCUGGCAAGGAUCCAGAUGUUGCCUUCUUCAAAAAGUUGGAUGGAUUUCAGCAAUGUGAAAUAACUGAACUGAAGGCUGGCGAGCAUGUGUUUGCUGUUUAUGGUGACAACUUUUUCAAAUGUGCAAGCUACACCAUUGAAGCUCUUUGUGCAGCACCUUUUGUAGAAGAGAAGGAACAUCUUAGAGCUGUGGAAGCUCAAAUUUUGACAAAAAGGGCCGAGUUGUCAAAGUUUGAAACUGAAUACAGAGAGGUGCUGGCACAAUUUACAGAGAUGACCAGUAGAUAUGCACAAGAAAUGCAAGCGAUUGAUGAGCUUCUACAGCAGAGAAAUGAAAUUCAUGCCUCUUACACAACUUGUCCACCCUUGAAGCGAAGUAAAAGCAAGAGUAGAGGAUCUUCUAAGGAGGCUAGAGAAGAAAGCCAUGUGAGAGAGAAGAAGUCCACAGCAAGGGAGAGGCCAAGGAAGAAGAAAUGGUUCAAUAUUCAUCUAAAGGUUGAAAAGAGGAAGGCUUGUUAGAGGGCUAAAGGAAAUUUGCUUGUUGGCUGAGAUGUCAAUGAUGCCGUGGAAGUUAUGGUUCUGCAAAAAACUUUAGUCUACUACUUAAAAAGGCAACAACAGCUUAUUGUUAUUGUAAAGUUCCUUCCCUUUUCCUUCAUUCAUUCCCUUGAUCUCUUGUUAUCAGUAUUUGAGCUGAUAACACCUGUAAAUCGCGUAACUUAUUCAUGAAGCUUCUUCACUUUGGACAAGUGGAUUCUCUUUGCGGAUUCUUGGUGUCCCGGUGACAUGUUUGCACGCAUUUAUGAUUUAUCAUCCUGUCCUCUCAUUAAUAUU